CUGAGAGAGUUGCCACAGCCUGACUUGCUCAGUAGUGAGUCAUUUACGUAGAGUCUGAUACACAGUACUGCUUUAAAAUGUUUUGUGUAGAGCCCAGCCGAACAAGAAAGGGUUGAUAGCGCUUAAUGGAAACAUACUCCAGACUCUCACUUUGACGUGGGCCAGAAAAUGUUUUCCUGGGCUACAUGAGAUCCACAACAGAAGUAGUUUCAAGGCAUCAACCAUCAAACCAAUGGAAAUUCUCAAAGUCAUCACAAUGAUUCAGAAUUUAAUUCAUUUCAGCCUUUUCUAUGUGUGUGCUCUUUCAUCCCCAACUCCAUCUUCACCCCCUAUCACUACCACUGAGGAAGGACCUUGUCGAAUCUACAAUUCAGGCCGGUCUGCAGACUGCCGUGGAAGGCAGCUUGACAGUGUCCCGCAAAAACAACUUCCACCCACGCUUGUAAAGAUCGAUCUCUCCCAAAACAAACUAAAUGCUGUAUACGCUGCUGACUUCAAACACCUCCCUCAGCUUCAUACUCUUUCUUUGAAGUUCAACAACAUUUCACACAUCGACAAUGACGCCUUUGGAAGUAACAAACUGCUGGAGUAUCUUGACAUCUUUAAUAACACUCUGGAGGAAAUUCCUGCAACAGCUCUGGCAUCCCUCUUGAAUCUAAAACAGCUCUACAUGUCCAAUAACCUUUAUAAACAUGCAACUUUGGCUGAUAGCUUCUCCAAAUUUGUUAAACUCCAGGUUCUGUCCAUGGGUGGCCCUCUGGUGAUGGGCCUAAGGAAAGCAGAUUUUCAGCCCUUGAAGAACAUCAAGUUACAAGGCUUUGCUAUCAAAUGUUCUUCUAAUCUAAGUUACUAUGAGCCUGGAAGUUUAGAAGUCAUUCAGACGGUGCAGAUGGGCUUUGAUAUGGCCAUAGAUCAACAACCAAAUGCUCUCCAUCACAUGCUACAUGACCUGGCUAAUAAGACCUUCAGUGUCAUUCAGUUUCGCAACCUCUUUGAAUUCAUGUACUACAUGGGAAAGCUGGAUAUUUUUGAGGGUUUGAAAGCAAUUACAGCUGAUAAGCUCAUCUUUCACAGAGGCAAAUUCAAUGAGAAUCUCCUGAGGAUGGCUUUGAUGAACCUACAAGUGAAACCUGUCAAAAAGCUGACACUUCAGUACAUUGACUUUGCCCGUUCACCAACGUUUGUUGAUAGCGGAGCAGGUUCCAGCAUCACAAAUUUGGCACUAGACCAGCUGAAUCUUUGGUAUAUCAGCAAUCCUGAUGUGCUACGAUUUGACUGGCGCUUCACCUGGUUCAAGAAAAUUAAGCACAUCUCUAUUCAGUAUGUGUAUUUCAACUCGGUGCCAUGUGAUUCCUGGCCUGAGAUGGAAGAUGUGGAGAUUCUGGAUGUUUCCAAUAAUCGAUUGAAAGAUGAAAUGAUCUUCAACCAGAGGUGCGACUAUAGAGGCACCAUGCCAAAUCUACUCACCUUUAACCUGAGCACCAAUGAACUGGUUAGUUUAAAAGACUUGUCUGCUCUAACAAGGGAGUUCAGGCAGCUGCAGGUGUUGGAUCUCAGCAACAACAAACUGGGAUCUCAGGAACAUAGCCAAAGCUGUGUUUGGAAGCAGAAUAUCACUCAUCUCAUUGCUCACCACAAUCAGUUUACAAGCGAAGACCUUAAUUGUUUGCCCACCACAGUGCAGGAUUUGGAUCUAUCCUACUGCAGCCUGGACCAGCUUGACAUGACAUAUUUCCAGAAAGCCACCUCCCUAAAAACCCUCCUGUUGAAUGGUAAUAAAAUUAAGUUCAUCCCAUCUAAGUGGAGGAGUCAAUCAUUGCAAUUUCUAGCUCUGGAUGGGAAUUCAUUUGGGUUGAUUAGCAAGGAAUCCUUUCAGGAUAUGCCUCAGCUGUCUCGUCUUCAAGCAGGAAACAAUCCCUACCACUGCACUUGUGAGCUUCAUGCUUUUGUCCAGGACACAAUAUCAGAAGGAAAGGUUAACCUCACUGACUGGCCUUUGAACUACAGGUGUUAUCAUCCAGAACCUUUCCUCAACACAUUCAUCUCAAAAUACUUUCCUAGUCAAGUCGCUUGUGACAUCAAACUAGUUGUCAUAAUCUCUGUAGCAACAACUACAGCAGUGAUCUUGAUACUGGUGCUAAUUUGCUAUAUUUUUGACCUCCCAUGGUACACUAAGGCCACAUAUCAGAUCAUCAGGGCCAAGUACAGAGCUCACAAGGAAAAAGCAGCAGGGGAAUUAGAGACUUUUACAUACCAUGCCUUCAUAUCCUACAGCCACUCAGAUGCUGACUGGGUGAGAGACCAGCUCUUGCCCUGUUUGGAGAAUAACAGGAACCCUUAUCGUCUGUGUAUUCACGAACGGGACUUUAUGCCAGGAAAGUGGAUCAUCGACAACAUCAUUGAGAACAUUGAAAGCAGCCGCAAGGUGAUUUUUGUCCUCUCCAGGCAUUUUGUUAACAGCGAAUGGUGCAACUAUGAGCUGUACUUUGCUCAGCAGAGAGCAAUGGGAAAGGCCUUCAGUGAUGUCAUCCUUGUGGUGAAGGAGCCCAUUGACCCGAACUCCUUGCCCAGCAAAUACUGCAAGCUUAAAAAGAUGCUGAGUACCAAGACAUACCUGGAGUGGCCCCAACAGGCUAAUCAACAGCCAUUUUUCUGGGCGCAGCUCAGGAGUGUGCUGGGAAAACCCACUAUGACGCGUGAGAGGAUGCACAGUUUGAGGAAAAGAAACUCGUCUCUUGGAGAUAAUUCCUUUGUGGAGGAAAAGAUGUCAGAAGUAGCCAUACCUGAAGCGGACAAUGGAAUCAAACCCCAAAAAGAGGUUGUUAAGAGGAAUGACAGUGAGCUGUCAAACCAGAGGCAAAUACCUAUGGUGGCAGAAUGACCAAAAUACUGAACAAAAGAUUACAACUUUGCAUUAUAUCUCAUAUAUACAUGUCCUCAUGUAACCUGUGAUGCCAACUUGGGAGCAAAAGCCAAAAUCUCUUUAGAUGACAGACAAAAACUUUAAUCCCUCCCAACCCAUGGCAUUCUGUCAUGUUAUCCUGUAUGCCCUCUGCUGCACUUUCCAUCUGGGCACUUCAAGCCUGGUGCCUUGCUGACAGGCACUGAAAGGACGGCUCAAAUGAGAUCUCCCAUGUCGCACUCUGUGUAACAAGCAAAGUCCCAGGAAGCCGUGGUGACAGGUGAAAGCACCGUGCUCUGUUACAUUCUUGGCCCUCAGAGGGAUGAGAUCAUGAAUGUUCCAACCCUGAUGUUCAAGGUUCAUGCUGAAGGCCUUACAGACCAAAUAAACUAUAAGCCUGAUAGCAGGUGAUCAUGCAAAAGCUUGUAAAUUUGGGAACUGAUCAUGUCCAAGCACUUUGAAAAUAACCAGAUUAUACCCUAUCUUCAUGCUGUUGAGGCAGAUAUGACACAAAUGUCACAAUUGUUGGAAAACCUUUUAACUUGAUAUAAUUGUGUUGUUUGUUGACAUUUUAUCAAACUUCUACUUUCAACAGGUUCCUAAGACACAUAAUUUGUAGAAUUUUAAAAUAACUUUAAACUUUAAAAUUACUUGAAAAUUAUUUACAAAUAAGAAAUCUAUAAUAAUUUUAGCUGCAAUGCCACACAAUUAUUAAUUUAUGUGAACCUUUGAAAAUAGUUAAAGAAAAUAAACUUUAUAUGAAAGGUUGCAGUAUGACCACUAGGGGGCAGAAAAACUCCAAAACACACUCAAAGACUUUCAGCUUCAUGCCAUCACAAAAAUGUUGAUUUUUAUAAGCUUGCAAACUGCUGUUCACUUUUUUAAAAAUGUAAUGUGAUGUGAAAGCGUUAAAAAAUGAAGUGUUUAUAUAUAUAUAUAUAUAUAUAUAUAUAUAUAUAUAUAUAUAUGUUGCAGAAAACAAUGAUUGUAUUCAGCAACGAUGUGAGUAUUACAGUUUUAACUUUUUUGCUAGUUUCCACUGUAUUUGUGAAAACCUUUUUGAAUUAUUUUACUAAAAAUCUAGCAUUUUAUAUAAAUGAUUACGCUAUAUUUUGUACUUUUGCAUUUUAUUUUUUAUUAUAUGAAUUUUGUCAAUAGCUGCUGUUUGGUAUUUUUAACUUUGAGCUAAGGCUUUAAUCUUGCCAUAUUUUUGCAAAGACGGUAUUUUUGCAUGUUCUUUUUUAGCAAUUUGUCAAGGUUUUUUUUAUAACAUUUUUUUCUUCUUUGAAGAGAUUAUAUCUUUACAUGUGCAUUUAUUGUCACUUUUAGGUUUAGUAACAGAAAGAAAGCAGAUUUUCAUGAAAUGAUAAUUCUUGACAUGUUUUUCUGAAACACAGACAGCUCACCUGCAGUCUGAUAAAUUGUUAAGCAUUUGCAUUGAUAUAUCCAUGUCAAUACAAAUAAGGCUCUGCAUUACUAGCAGACUCUUUCUGGUGUAUGAUAUGAUGGCAUUGAACAUGAAGUGAUAACCUGAAAGUAUUUUUGCAUAGAAAAUGAAGUGAGGACAUAUGUACUUUUUGAUGGGAACGUCUUGUAUAUUUUUACAUAUUGAAAGUGCAUUACUUGUCUUAUUUCAGUUACUUUUAAAAUGCUGGACAUUGACAAUUCUUCCUGUGCAGUAUUGUUGUAAUAUUUAAUUAAAUAAAUAUUCCCUUGAUCAUGAUCG
Messenger RNA from Melanotaenia boesemani (Boeseman's rainbowfish), 4628 nucleotides. RefSeq names its product toll-like receptor 18 (gene tlr18). NCBI's taxonomy places the organism in Eukaryota, Metazoa, Chordata, Actinopteri, Atheriniformes, Melanotaeniidae. Gene Ontology annotation, biological process: immune response; inflammatory response; toll-like receptor signaling pathway. The record is from RefSeq and is a predicted model, not a curated record. The coding region runs from base 233 to 2881 and encodes 882 amino acids. Gene Ontology annotation, cellular component: membrane. The transcript has 5 exons. Gene Ontology annotation, molecular function: protein binding; transmembrane signaling receptor activity.